UAUACAAAAAAUUCCCAAUCAUCACCAAAAAAACACAAACAUAAAACUGAAAAAAAAUUGUCGCCGGAAAAAAAACAUGCCAAUGACGGAUAAUCAAGGAUCAUUCCUUAAUCGAAUAAGUAUUCGUCGUAAUCAAGUUUCCAAUAUGGAAAACAAUCAUGAACAAGACCUUGAAGACCUUGAACUUUUCCAAAAACAUGUAGCUGAACGUUUCUCUGAUCUUUUACCAAACGACCCUUCAUCUACAACAGAUUCCCCUGCAAAAGACCAAACUGCCCUUCUUUCGAUAUCAUGGUAUCGUAAACUCCUCGAUGUUUUUCUAUGUUGUGAGGCUGAAUUUAAAGCGCUUGUCCUAAUCGGACGCGACCCUGUUCAAUUUUCUAAACCACCAUUGGACCGUCUUGUCCCGGACAUUCUUGAUCGUUCGAUCAAAUCUCUUGAUAUUUGUAAUGCUGUGACGCACGGGUUGGAACUCGUGCGUCACUGGCAAAAGCUAGCUCAAAUCGCGGUUACCGCGCUAGAGCAAAAGCCAAUGGGAGAUGGACAAGUACGACGCGCGAAAAAGGCGCUGAACACGUUGCUUACGUCUAUGAUGUUGGAUGAUAAGGAGAAUAAUUAUCAUGCAAAAGCUGCUGAGCGCACGUGGUCUUUUGGUAGGCGUAGUGGAACUAAUACUACUAAUAAUAAAGAUAGGACUAAUGGUACUUUUCGUGCAAUGUCGUGGUCGGUUGCGAAAUCCUGGUCCGCUUCUAAGCAGAUUCAGGCAAUGGCGUCCACUCUGGUGGCGCCACGUGGGGGCGAGCCCACAGGGCUCGCUUUGCCUAUUUAUGCUAUGAGCACGAUAUUCGUGUUCGUGAUGUGGGGCCUAGUGGCAGCAAUUCCGUGUCAGGAAAGGACAGGGCUAUUGACACACUUUCCAAUGCCGAGGAAUUUGAAUUGGGGGCAGAGUUUAAUUGCACUGCAGGAUAAAAUCGCGGAGGAAUGGAAGAAAAAGGAGAAAAAAGGGACGACCGGGUUGCUUGAUGAGCUUCAAAAAAUGGAGAAAGUCGCGCAAAAUUUGGUGGAUUUUGCGGAGAAUUUUCAGUUCCCCGCGGAGGAGGAGAAGCUGGAGGAGGUGGCGGGACAGGUGGCAGAGAUGGCGGAGAUAUGCCGGAAAAUGGAGGAGGGGCUAGCACCAUUGCAACAGCAGAUUAGAGAAGUGUUUCACAGGAUUGUGAGGAGCAGAGCUGAAGUUCUUGAUGUUCUUGAUCAAAUUGGUAAAAUGUCAACACCAGUACCUUAUUGACUUUAACAAACAUUCAAUUUUUUCCAAUUUCCAACAUUAAGGAUUACUAGUUUGUUUUGUUACUCUUUUGGUUUUAAAAAAUGUCAUGUUUGGAAAAAGGUUGACUAAUUUUUGUGAUAAUUACUAGUAUAAUUCAAGUUUUUAUUUGUUUCAUAACGUAAAAAGAAAGGAAUAGUAGAUUGAUUGGUUUCCAGUGGACGUUGUCCAUUGUGCUUCUGUUUCUCUA
Messenger RNA from Lycium barbarum (goji berry), 1511 nucleotides. RefSeq names its product protein ROH1A. Bases 77 to 1285 code for a protein of 402 amino acids. NCBI's taxonomy places the organism in Eukaryota, Viridiplantae, Streptophyta, Magnoliopsida, Solanales, Solanaceae. The record is from RefSeq and is a predicted model, not a curated record. The transcript has a single exon.